This is a messenger RNA of Zasmidium cellare ATCC 36951, 921 nucleotides long. RefSeq lists its product as uncharacterized. The record is from RefSeq and is a predicted model, not a curated record. The transcript has 2 exons. The coding region runs from base 1 to 921 and encodes 306 amino acids. NCBI's taxonomy places the organism in Eukaryota, Fungi, Ascomycota, Dothideomycetes, Mycosphaerellales, Mycosphaerellaceae.
AUGUCUUCCAAAGAAGCCACAUUUACGUCCUUUACGCCUGAGCAGGCCGCCGCAUAUGCAGCUGCUCGCGGCAAAGGAUAUCCACAGGCGCUGUAUGAAGGUAUCUUGAAGUAUCACACUGGGCAACUGGACAAGUUGCUGGAUGUCGGAUCGGGUCCCGGGACGGCAGUGUUCGAUCUUCUCCCGCAUUUCGCGAAAGGGUUUGGCUGCGAUGCUGGGGUUGAAAUGAUUGCGCAGGCCAAAAUUGUUGCAAGCCGACUAGGCGUUGACGGCCGGACGGAGUUUGCAGUCUGCGAGGCUGAGAAGUGUGAUCAGGCAUUUCCAGGAGAGAAGGUGGACUUGGUGACUGUGGGUAUGGCUGCCCAUUGGUUCGACAUGUCUAAGUUCUACGAAGCCGUGGGCAAGGUCCUCAAACCUGGCGGUACGCUCGCAAUGUGGACAUGUAGCUCACUCUACGUCCAUCCGUCUGUGCCAAAUUACCAAGACAUCCAGGAGAUCCUUUCUGAUCUCGAGGACAAAAUGCUGGGACCAUACGCCACACCUGGUAACAUGUUGUCGAGAAAUGCGUACGAGGAACUACCUCUACCAUGGGAAAUCCAAGGUGCAGAAUGCAAGUUCGAAAAGGAUUCUUUCCAGCAUCAAGACGGGGACCGUGGUGGAGUUCCAUCGUCUUCACCAGCACCAGGCAAGUCCUUCAGUCCGUUCGUGCUCAACCAGAAGUUGCAGACUCUUGAGAACCUCGUUGCGGCAUUGGGUUCUACUAGUAUGGUCAUCAGAUGGCGACAGGCAAACUCCGCGAAGGCACACACGGAAGACGACCCAAUCAACAUCACCGUCGCCCGGCUGAAGAAGGCAUUGCACGGACAGGAGGUCCUCGUGAGAAGCCCGAGUUUGACACUGCUCUUGACGCGGCGCUCUUGA